Molecule: messenger RNA, 3411 nt
Organism: Scatophagus argus
Lineage: Eukaryota; Metazoa; Chordata; Actinopteri; Scatophagidae
Product: anoctamin-9-like
Exons: 24
Coding region: 240-2582 (780 amino acids)
Biological process (GO): chloride transmembrane transport
Cellular component (GO): plasma membrane
Molecular function (GO): chloride channel activity
Source: RefSeq, a predicted model, not a curated record
CGUCACAGGCACACCUUAAUUACCUUUCGCACGACAAGGUGCACAGUACACGUCUGUGGAUAUACGGAAGUGAGACGAGGAGCAGUUUUUUUUAUGGAAAGAUGAAUCUUAAUUGUUCUUGGUUGAUUUUCAUGAUGGCUUGAGGCCGGACAGAGCUGCACGAGGUAUUAUGUGUGUAUUUUCUUGUUGGAUGCAGUUCCGUUUGACCGAGCGUCACCUCGACUUCAACAACUUCCAGCAUGUUCUUCAAAGCUGUGGAGGAAAACAUUGAGCUGGGGGACAGACAGAAGGACGGUUACAGCACUGAGCCUUUACUUCCUUCAACGCCUGUCCAGAAGACGUUUGACUAUGUGCUGGUGGCCCACAAGGUGAAUGAUGACACGGACCAGAAGGCUCAGAGACAGAAAGCAUUCAUCCAGGAGCUAGAAAAGAAAAAUAUUGCGGUCACUACGAUCAUUCAUGAUGACAAAGUGUUUUUUGGCCUCCGUGCUCCACGUGAGAUGUUUGAAGACUACCAGUACCUGCUCAAAGUCUCUGACUCCUGUAACUGGUGUGGAGAUGUGAAGGGUGCUGUCACACAGGCUACCAGGAUCCGAAUUGUCAACUUCAUCCUUUAUCAUACUUAUAUCAACACAGGAGAGAACCUGGAUGAACUGUUGGAGAAGGAUGUCUUUGAAACCAUCUUCUGCCUCCAUGAGAGAAAGAAGCAGAAACGGUUGAAGAAGAAGUGGGCUCGUUGGUCGGGUCUGUUCACAGGCCAACCAGUCAGCGAUGUCAGGUGCUAUUUUGGAGAGAAGGUGGCUCUAUACUACCUGUGGCUGGGCUGGUACACCAAGCUGCUGGUUCCAGCUGCUGCUCUUGGUGUUGUGGUGUUCCUGUAUGGUCUUGCCUUUUUCAACACCAACCCUCUCAUUAAGGAAGUGUGUGAGUCCAACAUCACCAUGUGUCCUCGAUGUGAUAAGACGUGUCAAGUGUGGCAGCUGUCGGACACAUGCACCUAUGCAAAGGUGAGCCAUCUGUUUGACAAUGAGGGCACUGUGGCAUUUGCAAUGUUCAUGGCAAUCUGGGCCACUCUGUUCUUGGAGCUGUGGAAGAGACACAGAGCCAGACAUGUUUGUGAGUGGAAAGUCUAUGACUGGUGUGAAGAGGAGGAGGAACUGAUUAUGGAAAUAGUCAAUGAUCCACACUGUAAACCCAAACAGUUUAGACACUCCUACAUGCGCAGCACUCUAGUCCUCAUUCUGGUAACACUGAUGCUGAUGCUGAUCAUCGGUCUCGCUCAGGCCUUGGUGGUGUUUCGAGUGGUGGCUGCCCCUUUGAUGUCUCAGUGCGAAUGGAAUUUUAUCAGUGAACACGCCAACCCUCUGGCUGUGAUGCUGGGAGCUGUUUUGCACUACCUCACCAUCCAGAUCAUGACCCGAGUAAACAGAUGGAUCUCCCUCAAGCUGUGUGACAUAGAGAAGACGAACUCAUUUGCUGCCACAGAGAGGAGCUUCACUGUCAAGAUGUUUACCUUCCAGUUCUUCACUCUCUUCUCCUCACUCUUCUAUGUGGCCUUCUUCCUGGGCAGGAUAAACGGUCACCCGGGAAACUACGUGCGGAUUGCUGGAUGGAGACUGGAGGAGUGCCAUCCUAGUGGUUGUUUGACAGACCUCUUCAUCCAGAUGGCUGUCAUCAUGCUGCUCAAGCAGACUCUCAACAACAUCUUUGAGUUCACUGUGCCCUGGUUGAAGAGUUGUGUGAGCAGAAACACUGCAAAGAAGCUGCAGAGGAAGUGCGGUCACUGUUACAGGAAGGCCUGUCGUGAUGAAGAGGGUCGUGUUGAACCGUGUGACAUCUGCAAACUUCGGGACUGGCUGCGUAACUAUCACCUGGCCAACACCGAUGCCUUCAGCCUGUUCAAUGAGUUCCUGGAGAUGGUGGUCCAGUUCAGCUUCACCACCAUAUUUGUGGCAGCCUUCCCCCUCGCCCCCCUGUUGGCUCUCGUAAAUAACAUCUUUGAGAUCCGCUUGGAUGCCAUCAAGAUGGUCCGCCUGGAACGACGGCUAGUUCCUAGGAAGACCAAUGACAUUGGUGUGUGGACGAAGGUGUUGGAGGCCAUUGGUGUGUUGGCAGUGAUUGCUAACGGUCUGGUCAUUGGAGUCUCAUCAGAUUUUAUUCCACGCCUUGUGUACCGCUACCGUUAUGGGCCAUGUGCUAAUGGAAGCACCGAUACACACUGCAUGCAGGGCUACAUUAAUGACACUCUGUCCAUGGCAUCGGUGGCACACCCAGCAGUUAGACUGGACUUUGUUGAAAAACAGAUGAUCACAGAAAAUGGCUUAAAUGUCACAGAAUGCAGUUACAGAGACUAUAGGAGUGAUGAAGACUACACUCUGACUUCUCAGUUCUGGUUGGUCUUGGCUGUGCGCUUUGCCUUCGUCAUCCUGUUUGAGCAUGUUGUGGUGGUCUGCAAGUUUGUAGCAGCAUGGUUUGUGCCCAACAAUCCUAUUCAGGUGAAGAACAAUCGGCUGCAUGACAAACUUGAACGGCUGAAGGAGGAGCUAAGGGAAAUGAAACACGGCAAAUCAACAGAUGUCUGACAUCCCAUAGCUGACGUCAGGUUUUCUUCCACUGAUGAAUCCUGACUGGACAGUUGAAAUGUCAAAGGGAAAGAUGGCGUCUUGUUUUUAUCAUUUGUGUUUGCUUUUGGAACACUUGUUGGAAAGUACAAUGUUGUGUGAGGCUUAUGUGUCUUGUGUUUAUUCCUGAUAACAUGUCACCACAACACAGUUCCAAACCAUGUCAUGUUUUUAUAUUAAAAUGUAAGAAAAAAUAUAUUACUGUCAUUUAAUCUUGUUAUUAAGUUGUUGUUUUUGUUCAAAGAAGCAAAGACUUAUUUUGUGAGGUAAAAUUGUUUGCAACCGCAAACAAUUGAGUCUGUUAACUUUUUUUAGAACUGACAGCAAUUAACAGACAUCAGGUUUCUGACUUUUUUUUAUUAUUGUUAAUGGUAAACACUACACAGCCCUAACAACCUCUACAGAUGUCUUUUUUGCAUGUAAUAUCAAUGACCUGUUCUUUUUCAAGGUUCAUGUUGUCAUUUAUUGGUCAGCAUAGAGGUUGCUGGGAUGGGUAUUGUUUUUUAAUACACAAUACGACUCUGUGCAAAUGAUACAAUACAGUUAAUUUCAAUUAAAUUAUUGCCAACAUUAAUAGCAUUUUAUCAGUUAUUUCAGUAGAAAUAUGUUUCAUCCUUAAAUAAUCUACAAGAAACCAAUAUAUUGCCAUGUAGAAGGUGAUGCUUCAAACCGAAGACCUUUUAACUGUACUUAUCAUCUAUGCUCGUGAAUGUUCUUUUUAUUUGCUGUCAUCUGAUUGUAAUUGUAAUACUGUAUGAUUGAGCCUAUAUAAAGCAGAGACUGAGCCAUG